Molecule: messenger RNA, 657 nt
Organism: Brenthis ino (lesser marbled fritillary)
Lineage: Eukaryota; Metazoa; Arthropoda; Insecta; Lepidoptera; Nymphalidae
Source: the annotation of a GenBank genome assembly
AUGAAGGUCCUAACAGCAGAAGAUAAAGUUGCAAGUGUUGGGAACGAGAAUGAACCAAGAGUUGAUGUGACGGACGCGAAACUAACCAAAGAAGAGUUGAAUAGAGGAUGUCCACUUGGAGUGUCUCGCGUGAUUGAUUCUGUAUAUGUGUGCGGUGCUCACGCUUUGCCUGGAGCUGUGAAAGCUCUACGACCAGGUCUCGUAAUAAAUGCUGCACCAGAACUGCCGCCACCACCUGAAGAUUAUGUUCCUAGACACUAUGUUCCACUGCUUGAUACCCCUAAUUCUGAUAUGUACCCUUAUAUGGAGAGAGUCGCAGAUCUUAUAAAUGAGGUUGUUAUUAGAAAUGAAGUGGUACUGGUCCACUGCGUUGCUGGAGUUUCAAGAUCAGUUACCCUCUGCUUAGCGUAUCUCGUGAAAUGGUGCAAGAUGACCCUGUGUGACGCAUACCAUCAUUUGAAAUUCAGACGGCCACAAAUUCGACCAAACACAGGGUUCUUCAAGCAGCUUAUUAAAUUUGAAGAAAGACUUUUUGGCGAGGCGUCAGUUAAGAUGGUGUACUGUGAAGCUAUAGAUAAAGAGAUCCCAGACGUAUAUGAGCCAGAUUACAGAGGCAUGGUAUGGUUUAGGCAGCGAUAUGGACCUAUCGAGAAUAAC